This is a messenger RNA of Rotaria sordida, 1719 nucleotides long. NCBI's taxonomy places the organism in Eukaryota, Metazoa, Rotifera, Eurotatoria, Philodinida, Philodinidae. The record is from the annotation of a GenBank genome assembly.
AUGAAUCAAGAUGCGAAUGAUUUCAUCGAGAAUAUUGAUUACUGCGAUGUAACAUGUUUACUUGAUUUACCCAAUGAAAUUUUACUUUUGAUUUUUCGUUAUUUAUCAUUGACGUCUAUUUUUCAUUUAUUUUCAACACCAUCACAACCUGAAUUACGUCUUCAUCGUUUGAUUCAUGCUUAUUAUAACAAGAUAAAAUUUAAUGAAAUAACAAAUAAUGAUUACAUUGAUUUAGCAAAUUUAUUUUCGGAUUCGAAUCUUUCUCUUCGACCUCAAUCAUUAAUAUUAAGUAAUGAAAAUGUCAAUUGUAUUAUACAACGUUUUCUUGCUUAUACGGACAUUAAUAUAAUUAAAUCCAUAUUUGCUCAUUUAAGAUGUCUUACAUUAAUGGAUUGUUCUUCUUCGGAUCUUCAAACAAUUCAGAGAUAUAAUAUAGAUAUGACACAAAUGGAAUAUUUACAUAUUGUUGUUCGAAACAUUGAUAGAGUUAUUGGUUUCUUAUUCGAAGAAUCAUGUGAUACAACAAUCAAUCAAUUUCUAUUCAGUACACAAAUGUCUUCUUUACAUGAAAUUAUUAUUCAUAUUCCUGAUGGACUUAUCUUACAUGAAUCAUUAGUACCUAAUGAAUCACUUCGUCAUAUUGAUAUAGUUUUACAAACUAUCGACGACUUAUAUAUAUUACUUGAUGGACUUGUGCCUAAUGUAGAAAAAUUGAUUAUUCGAAUACGUUAUUCACGAAGACUCUCUAAUCGUUACUCUCAGAAGAGUAUAUCAUCAUAUUCUCAACUAACUGAAUUGACAUUAUUAGAAAAUGGAACAAGAUUUUAUAUUGACGAUAUUAAAUGUAUUUUUGGUUACAUGCCUACUUUGAUUAGAUUAACAUUGAGUAUUCGUGAUACGCCUGAUUCAAUAUUUAUUAAUGGUCCUCAAUUUGAAUCAAUAUUAAUUAAAUAUUUACCAGAUCUUCGUCAAUUUAAUUAUACAGUCACUCAGAAAAUUGUUAAGAAAAAAUACUUUCAAGAUUUUCUUCAAUGGCCAAUGGAUAUUGUUUAUUAUAGAAAUGAAUCAUUUAAAUGGAUACAUGUAUAUUCAUUACCAUGGCCAUUAAAUAAAGAUGAUAAACGACUAUCAGGGGUGGCGCGAGUCAACCAACAUUGGGGGGUUACAUCAAAUGUAAAACGAUCUCAAUAUAUGAAACGUCUUAGCAUUAUAAAACCUAAUGAUUUGUUUCGAUUAAAUACAGAAUUCAAUCGUGUUUAUCAAAUAAAAUCUUAUUUAUCAAUUAAUAUCGAAUUACCACCACAGAUUACUAAACUUAUUCUUUCAGAAGAAACAAGUAUUUCGUCGAUAGAUUCAAUAAUUCAACCAUCAAUUCGUCAUUUGAUUGUUAAACACAUUUUAAUAGAUGAAAACGAAAUUUGUAUAUAUGCUCGUCAAUUUCCUAAUGUUAAAUAUUUAAAAUUAUUCUUUUCACAUGAAGAAUCUCAUUUUAUUAAUUGUUUACAAGCAUUGUUCACUGUAAAUGAUAAGAUUAAUGGAAAUCGUCAUAUUUGGCCUCAAUUAAUAAACUUUUCAACUGUAGCAUUAUGUAAUAUAUUUUAUGAUAUUUUAGACGAAAAUGAUAUUCAUCAUUGGCUUAUUACUAAAACUGAUUUAAAAUAUGUUAAAAAUAGAUUUUAUGCUGAUUAUUUCAAUAGAAUAUUAUUUAUGUGGUUUUAA